Linum trigynum is the source of this 2624-nucleotide messenger RNA. Lineage: Eukaryota; Viridiplantae; Streptophyta; Magnoliopsida; Malpighiales; Linaceae. The record is from the annotation of a GenBank genome assembly.
UUGUAGGAGAUUUGAAAAGUGUUUAACAACACGUCUGAAAAUUCGUGCCAGGAAAAAAUAAUCUGGUUAGUUGCCCCCAAAAUCACUUAUUUCCUUCCUUACCCUUUUAUGAUAUGAACUAUUCGAUGUCUCCUUUUCCUAAUUACAACCGUUCAAUAUAGUUUUGUAGAUCUAUAUAUACAUACAAAAUUUUCUAUUGGUACCUAAGUCAUUAUUAUUAUUUAUCUAUAAUGGUUCGAGUUUUUUAAAAAGAAAGUCUUAGUUCAAUAAUAUACGAUAAAAUUUGGGGUGCGCCUAUGGUGACAUGCAUGUCAUCGUAACUUGCACUUUUCGGUCGACCUCAAUUAGGAUUAGGUCGACAUAAUAUGUUGUUUCAGUGUAAAAACAGUUUCAUGAUGCCUACUUUGGAGAUUCAUAUCUUACAAUUGGCUCGAUGGAAAUUGGAGAUUAAUGGCUUGUUUUGAAUUUGGAGUGUCCCUCUACACAUUGAAGUGCUUGGGACCUCGAUAGGAAGUCCCGAAGACCAUUUUUGAACUUGAUCAAAAGGCUAUGUCAAAACUGGGAAACUGCCUGAAAAUGGCCAAGUCUGGAAAAGUGUUUGUGAAGUCUACUUUGGAGCUCAAUUAGAGAAGCAUGGAUGAGAUUCGAGUCCAUGAGCCUCUACAACAUGAAAGUAUGUAUGUUUGUCUAUAGAGUCAAGGCAUUGGAUGAAAUAUUGGAUAUCUGGAAGGCUUCAAACAAAAGACUCGAAGUUGCUACGAAGUAAGCUGUCUUCCAGCACAAGACUGAAACGGCAUAUUAGGUAGACCUAAUCUUAUAUGAGGUCGACCUAAAAGUGCAAGUUACGCUGACAUACAUGUCACCAUAACAAAGUCCUAAAAUUUGAUCUCAAAGAAGAGAUUAGGAGUCUUUUAACAUUGAAAAUUUAGGAUAGGAUCAGAAUGAUUCUUUGAAUAUAAGAUCAUAAUAAAUGAAAAACAGGAAGUCUAUAAAAAAUAAUUGAAAAAAAUAGAAUUUACUGUCCAGGUGUCUUCAAAAGAUUGAAUUUCCACAAAUAGUGUAAGAAGUGGGUUAGUGGCCGUGGGCUUGUAGAAAAUGAAUAAGACUUUGUGGGCUGGUAGAAACUAAAAUGUAAAAAGGAAGUAACAGCAACAGUGAACGGUUUUACGCGAAAAGGCGGAGAGGAGAAGACCAAUCAAUCCCUCCGAAUUAUGUGGUAUAAACAGCACGGGCUGAUGUGGUAAUAGUCUUAUAUUGACAUUGCCUUAUAUGUUUUUGUAGACCAGUAAAAGAGCCCUUAAUGGCUAAAAAGUGGGAUGUUAAUUAACAUUAAUGAGAGGUAGUCAGGUGAAACGUACGUCGGCACCACCCAAAAUUUUGGCCGCCGAUCUCGCAUCUCACCGGAGUCUCCGGGAAAGACCUUGUGGUCUCCGGCCUGAAUAGCAGAGAACAAACCACAAACUCAUCCAACAAAAAAUCAAACAAGAAGGGGUAUUACCGGCCGGAAGUGAAAUCCGGUGAUAGUUUUCUAAACCAGGAACGAACGGAUUCGGGAAACCGGUGAUACUGAGAGGCGCAGAGCAGAGUCGCCGUGGGUCGACUGUGGCCGACUGUCCGUGCGGAGGGGAAGUGAACUGGGAGAGCCUCAGUGCGCGACAGUAGAGGAAGAGCACAGAGGACUCGACGGAAUUAGGGAUUGUGGACAGAUCCGUAACUCUGUCCGAAACGGCGUCUUAGGCGGCCGUUUUCCCGCCGGUGGACGCGCAAUGAGCGCCAUCAGGACCAAGCUUCAUCACCAACUCCAGACCGUCACGGCGAGAAUUCCCGUCGUCAAUUCGACGGCGGCCACCAGAGGCGGGGUUCAACCAUGGAACAGUCGAUUAAGGGAGCUAGCAAACAAGUCGCUCUUCUCAGAAGCCCUGUCUGUCUACCUCCAAAUGCUUCGCUCUGGUGCAUCCCCGAACGCAUUUACUUUCCCGUUCGCACUCAAGUCAUCCGCCGUGCUUUCUCUCCCCGUCACCGGAGAACAGCUCCAUGGCCAAGCGAUCAGAACGGGUUGUUUGUUAGAACCCUUUGUCCAGACCUCUCUGAUAUCAAUGUACUGCAAGUGCAAUUUUGUUGACGUUGCGCGCCAGGUGUUUGAUGAAAAUCCCCUGUCCAGGAAGCUCACGGUUUGCUACAAUGCUUUGAUUGCUGGGUACGCCCUGAAUCUCAGAACGAAGGAUUACAAAUUUUGUUCACAAGUAUCUUGUCAUCAUUGUGCUUUCUAGUUUUUUUGCCAAACCAUGAUAAGAUCUAAAGAAAUCAAGAAUGAACAACACGAUUUGGGAUAGGAACCACCGUUCCUGUAUCCGUAGAAAAUGGUGGUAAACACGAACUCACCUGCCAAACUGGUUUGAAUUGAAAUUUCUAUCGGGUAUCAGAAAACCAUAUGAUUAUAAAUUAGACUUGAUCAAAACGGGCCAAAACUUGAAAUUCAGCCUGUUUUACCGACCCAUGCCAAACUCUAAUUAUUCUUUACUUUUAAACUUUUUAUUUGAAAAUUAAAAAUAAUGAAAGAAAAGAGAUGACUGCAAUUUGCCAUUUGCACAUCACUGAUUCGGGAAUAAAACUAUAGAAUUUCG